AUGGGUCUCGAGAUUGCCGCUUGGAAAGAAUACCAGGGGCGCGCCCUCGUCAAAUAUGACCGCAUUCAGAUCGAUUCCGCGAAACAGAAGUUCUGCCUUGAAAGGGACGUAGAUAGGUGGAAGAGGAUUUUCAAAAGCGACCCAAGCUGUAUCGACAAGUGGGAUAACGCGCCAAUCGUCGCAGUCUCGCAGGAGGAACUCGAAGAUGCAAGGAGAAGAAACAGCACUUCCAGUGAUGAGGGACGUGCGCCGUCGCUUACAUUUCAGAAACGCCAACUGCUAUGUCUGGAUGGUCAGUCACGCAUUAGAGCCGCCUUGAGCUCAAUCCUUGGGCCAGGCACCAGUGGAUUCGGCCCUGUACACAUCGUUCUCAACAAUAUCACCAAUUCUCAGAAAAGCCACAUCCAAAACAAGAUCCCUCUGCACAUCACACCGAGCGGUGGUCAAAUCUACUCGAAGAUUCUCGAUUCGGAGAACUGGGAGGGUCGACCGCUCAAUAAAUUACUCAAAUCUACACUGGGGCCUGUCAACAGAGUGAGGAGGGAUCUACCGACCAUAAUGUAUGAUUACCCUUCUGGUAAUGGAAAGGCUUACCAUGCAACACUCUGCGAAAUUUCAAUCGAAAAGUAUCUGAUAGGCUACAUCCUGGGCUUUUGGAAUGAUGUCGUCAGCGAAAGCCAAUCUCGAGUGGAUGGCCUCAACGAGAUGAAACCCGAAGACUUCCCAUCAGAAGUAUUCGAAAGACUACAGGGUUGUAUCCCUGUGGUUUCAGAAGAUGAUCGCAUGCAAGUCCGCGAGGUGUUUGCGAGGGCGGGGCCUUUCUGCAGAUUGAGCAGCAAGCACAGAAAUGCCCUUAGGCGUUCUAUCCAAAGGAAGAGCGGUCUAGUUCCGUCAAUGAAACUGUUUACAGUGCACAUGCGGGUCCUAGAAGGCAUCUCAGUUUGUAUGAAAGACUUGCUUGAUAUCAAGACCGGGAAACGCAGGCGGGGUUGUGCAACGCCGCUCGAGAGCGUGCUCAGAGUGCUGUACACCACCGAAAGAAACGCCUGUGAUAGGUACCGCAUUCAAACGCUCAACGGCUGGAGGACAAUCGAUGCACCUUUUCAAGAUCGUCGAGAACUGAGUUGCCGUCAGCUCUGGCUUUUCGUGAUGCGGCAUGACGACCCGAGAGAUAUAGAUCCAAACCACCUGGCUUAUGUGGCAAAGCAGCUAGGUUUCUACUCACCCCGAAUAGACGAGCUUGCUAUGCGGUACGAGGUGCCUGCUCGGGAAACAACUGUGGGCCUCGAGAGCUCCCCAUGGAGAAAUGAUAUCCCGGUUGAACGGAAGGAGCGUCUCGGGCCAAAGGCCACCACGUGGCUUGAGAAGUCAAGAAAGGCAAGGAAAUACAUGUACUUUGACUUUGCAGAGAACUUCGGGACUCGCGCAGCACAGAAGCAUCUGAAGCUCGAAAAUGUUACCCCGCUGGUAGAACUAGCAUGUAUCUACCGUGCAUUUUUCGCGCAUCCAUUCUCGCCCUCACCGUAUGCUGAGAUCCCAAGUCUACACGAAACUUCCUGUUCCCAGUCUCAGACAGUUAUUCAUACCGACAGUGAGCGUUUGCCAGCCCCUCAGGAAAGGGUUCGUAGCAGAGAUAGCUGUGAAUACGAAUCCGCUGCUGACGAGACAAUGGAGAUUGAAACCGUACCUGAACCUGACAACAGAGCUUCGUCACCCCUAGAGUAUCCAUUAGACAGUGAAGGAGAAAGUGAAUACGAAUCAGCUAUUGAGAAUGUGAUACCUGUUCGACGGGAAGAUCACACCGCGACGAGAAAGUCUGAAGGACCUCUGGGAGGGCAAACCUUAGGACCUGCGACCGCUGGCCCGGAGGUGAGGGAUCAAGAGAUGAAUGCCCGUCGCGCCAGCAAACAGAAUGUUUCAAGCACUGUAUCGUACCCGCCUAGUCUGGUGACGCCCGAUUUACGGAUCGCAGCGUCAGCGGGGAUGGCUCCUUCGAUUUGGAGUGACGGUUACUCUGUGGACCCUACGCCGGAUAGAAGAUGGGAUUUGGAGCCGUCUCAUGAAACCCUCACAAGGUCGUCGUAUCCGACUAAACACGUCGGUGAUGCUUUGGAGUGGCUAGAUCUGGACUACUCGCAGCAUCCCUCCAAGAAACUCAUCAAACCACAGGGUAAUGUGAACUUACUACCAGGCCAAGGCAAGGGACUCAAAGCCUCGCAACACAGAAAUUGGCAUAAACUCGGAGCGAACGCCACUGGAGGGAAUUUUGCGGAGACAUUGCCUGUACGGGCCGACCCAUCAGAGAGUGUUUUUGUAGAUAGCCAACUGAUGCCGGAUGAGGACACGAGAAAGACCGCAAGUCCCCCAGCGGGAAGCGGACUCAAUUCGGUGGAAAUGGAACGGGGGAGGCAGGACGGUUCCCAGGGCCAUGACCCGCCCGGGUACAUUGAACCUGCGUGGUGUCAACCGGUUGAGACGGAUCAAUACCGGCGACCAUUUUCUCACAGCGAAAGGCCCAUACCCUCGGGGAUAGUGCUGGAACCAGUCCAACCCGGAGUGCCGAGCGGGUAUGUUGAUACCACAUACUCUGAUCCUCUGGACGAUGGUCGCCUUGACAAGAGCCAGGAUGGCCCUCAAGGCUCCUCUCUGGGGGACGUCCGACAUUACAAUGAUUGUAUGAGCAUGUUUGACGCGACCAGCUUUAGUGAUGAAGGGAGUCCCCUGCAAAAUGAGGUAUUAAGCAAUGCGGGUUCUCCAACGAGAGUUAGUACGGCGCAGAGCAUCCCUUCGGCCGACUCCAUCCCUUUCAGUGCGCUGGGCGAGGACCACGCUGCCACCAACUCGGGCAGUUGCUUGCUUCAAAGUCGCAAUGAAGAUAAUCGAUACAAAGGGUCGGUGUCUUCGUGCCAAGAUGAACCCAGAACACCCGAUAGAAUGUUGGUGGACAUUGAUAGUUUGACUUCGUCGCACGCUGAUAAGACAUCGACACCGCCAGUGGCGUUUCCGUCUGCCCACAUGGAACUCGACGACACAAGACAGGAGCAGACACCAUCGGAGGGCUACGAGCAGACCAUUCCGUUUUACCUACAGACGACCCCAACCUCGCCUGGCAUAGAAAGCCCCUCCUCAACGCCGAGUCGGGAGGAUCGCGCGGGUAUCUUGCCAGUCAGUCAAGGCGACGUCGACAAUCAUGAUUCCACCGCCACGACCCAGACCUGCCGUAGUUUGUCCACAUCCCCACAUUCUAGACACGAAGCAGUCCGGCCUUUCCAUAAGGUGACUCGGCACCAAUCCUCCCCGAACGAGGGCAAAGCCGCCAGCUGGUCCAACUGGCAGCCCCCAACGGUGGAGGAUGUGAGUGGAACACAGCGAGAGGGAGAAGACUCCAUGGAGGGACUUGUCUUCCACGUACCCAACUGUGUUUCCCCAGACCCACCUGAUGAGCGGCCCGUGGGAUCUGCAUUAUCCCCUCUCAUGUUACAACCCCAGUAUCGGGGGUCGCGAGGAGAUGACAUGACCCCUGCAAGCAAUCAAGCGAGUUCCAGGGAUGACAGGAUCGCUGCAGAACAAGUAAUGCCGUCUAUGGAUGGGCACCCACAAUACAUACCCUCCCCGAAUGAGAACGACGCAGCGAGCAGGUCCAACUGGCAACCCCCAACGGUGGAGAAUGCGAGUGAAACACAGGGAGAGGGAGAGGACUCCAUGGAGGGACUUGUCUUCCACGUACCCACCAUUAUUCCCCCGGACCCAAUUUACGAGCGGCCCGUGGAAUCUGCAUUAUCCGCUCUCAUGGUACAACCUCAAUAUCAGGGAUGGGGAGGACCUAACGUGACCUCUGCAAGCAAUCAAGCGAGUCCUAACAAUGGCAGGGUCGCUGGAUUCGGAGCGUCCUAUCUUCCAAUGCUGGCUACAGUAGAGCCGAGUCCCGAGAGGAGUGGUAUUGGGGAAGGAUUACAUCGAAAAAGAAAGGGGGAAAGGCUCGAAGUCAAAAACUUGGUUGUCAAACGCGCCUGCAUAGAAUCCCCCGUGAAAGAGCGGCUAGACGCAGCAUCUGGCUGGGGUAUGCUACGCCAGCACCCAUUACCUAUGGGACAACAUAACGGACAAGUAGACGGACCGAGAUCGAUCGCGGCCACUCAAGAGGCAUUUGCAUUUGUACAUGGAUCAGCAACAGACAGGGAUACGCACACGAAGUCGGGGCCGCUUCCGCAGCAAGGCCGUGAUCAACCUGAGCCGCCUGAGACCUCACAAAUGCAAAGCUGCUGCUCUGUGCCACGCACAAGACCCUCUCGCAACCACGCUCGUUCAGAAAAUAUACCUCCUAUCUGCCUGGAUUUUGCGAACAAACCGGCUACCUUCGAGUCCACUCCUACAGAACCCCCGAUGCAGCGCGCUAGAGCAGCACCGGCUACAAUGCCAACAAGUCCGCCUCCGACUCGACCGAUCAUAAAAGACUGGCCAAAGUUCAGCCCAAUGUUUGGUCGUGUUUCUAGCAAAGUACGUGAUUCCCGGAAUCAAGGUGUAAUGAACAAGAAGCAGACUACAGAUUGUCCCCAAUCCACUACUCUCAGCCACUCGCUAGCGACAAUCCCAGCAUCAGUCACAGCACCAAGCUCCUUCACCCAGAGGCCUCCUCAAGAUGUGCAUCUAGAUCGGGCAGUGCAAGAACCGGUUCCCACCCCAGGGGAAAUGGGUCCUGAUAUACAAGACAACAUGACGUUCCAAACCAAGGUGUCACCGGCCGAUCCUAUUUACACUGCGUUCACAUAUCCCAGUAGCAUAGUUGAUAUUCUACCAACGAGGCCUAACCCUCUACCUUGUGGUUCAGGCAUCUCUCUACCGGGUCAAGGGACUCUAAAGACCCAUUUUGAAAGUCUAUCAAAAAUGACAGAAAUCGGGGCUCGCAAUUUAUUUCCCGAAUCAGACGGAAAACACAGAAAGCGAAGACGCGAUACACCUGAUCAUCCUCACUCUUGUAACAACGAGGUGGAUGUCAGGUCACCAAAGGCAGUGUUACAUUGCGGAGAAGAGAAGUCGGAAAACACAAGAGCGGCCCAGGUGGAGAUGAUCGGCCAUAGCCAACAUGAAAUCAGCUUGACCGAUGGCCACAAACCCCACAAUAAGGAUGAUCUUCAAUCUCAAAGACAGGAGGAUAAUGUUAAUCCCGGGUUCAACGAAGUUCCCAACAAACGUAUCUGUCUGGGUUUGGACUUCCCCAAAUCGCUUCAGUUUGCACUAAAGCCCCGGCAACCUAGGGGCUUUAUUCUCAUCGUGGAGCUUAGUGGCGUUAGCGUGAUAAAGGUCCAUCGUCAAACUCGAAAGACGGUUAAGGCGUGGUUUAAAAAGUAUUUUCGUGGCAAGCAUGGGCGAUUCUUCAACAGGCAUUUACAAAUCGUUGAACUCAAUUGUGGGAAGGCCGGAGCCAUCCAGAUCUCCCGGUUUUUCCAACAAGAAGAUGUAUUGGUCUUUGAACAUCUCAGACAUGAUCCAAUCAAUGCAAAAUCUCCGGCCAAGAAAAUCAAUGGGGAAUCGCCGACCAGGAAAGCCAACGCAAAAUCGCCGGCCAAGAAAAUCAAAAAAGUAAUCGAGAGGGUAGUCACCAGGAACAUAGAUACAGGCUCCCCAUCCACCAAUUUGCACAAAUACAACCUUAGACCUCGAACUCGUCGAUAA
Penicillium brevicompactum is the source of this 5673-nucleotide messenger RNA. RefSeq lists its product as uncharacterized. The record is from RefSeq and is a predicted model, not a curated record. Bases 1 to 5673 code for a protein of 1890 amino acids. The transcript is spliced from 6 exons. NCBI's taxonomy places the organism in Eukaryota, Fungi, Ascomycota, Eurotiomycetes, Eurotiales, Aspergillaceae.